Messenger RNA from Manis javanica (Malayan pangolin), 4925 nucleotides. Its product is annotated as KIAA0408 ortholog. Lineage: Eukaryota; Metazoa; Chordata; Mammalia; Pholidota; Manidae. The record is from RefSeq and is a predicted model, not a curated record.
AGUAUUUGAAAAACAUACUGAGGGCAAAGGAGAAUCAUUGAGAAUAUAAUAGCUCACAUGACUGACUUGUGUUUGUCAGUUUUGUAAUUACAUAAAUAUCAAAAUCAAAUUUCAUUCCAGAGAAAGAAAACAAUAGUGAAGAGGGAUAGGUGAAGGGAAGGGAAGAGGAGGUGAGGUAGGGAAGAAGGAAGAAACCAAGAAAUGUAUAUAUUGAGCACCCGCUAUGAUCCAAAAUGAUGGUAGGCACUUUUAUUAAGCAUUCUCUCUGGCUCAUAUAAUCCUCAUAACAAUUCUAUGGCCCCACUUUAUUUUUAGAGGAGAAAGCAAUAUAUUCAGCCAUAUUACAUUUGACAUUUAUGACAAGACAUAGAUGCUAGGAAAGUGAAAUAAAUCCUCCCACAAAAAUUGGCACAGAUGCUGUAUAGGAAUUUUCUUUCAAAGGCUUGUUUUUUUAAUCCAUUACUGUUACAUUUCCUGGCACCAGAUACUGCUCUGGCUCUGGAAGCUCUGUAGAUUGGCCCUUCUCCAUAUUAAGUAGUGAGCUUGGCUCUUUGCAAUUAAGUGCAAGAUUCUGUCUGCUUUGGACUAUUAUCCAUUAUCUGGGCUCAUGUAUAAACCUGUUACGAGGAGCAAGCCUGAUGUAGACCUUCCUGGAUGAUCAUCUCCAGGCUUUCUUUUAAAGGCAAGUGAGACUGCUUCAAAUAAAACACCUCCAAGCUUCCAAGGAAUAGUUAAGAGAAGGCAGAGACGAGCAGAAACACCCCUUCACUAACACUCACGCGGUUGCCAUGGACCUUCAGAAGCAGUGGGGAAACACAGAGACUAACUGGCACAAGGAAAAGAUGGAAUUACUGGACCAGUUUGACAGUGAAAGAAAGGAAUGGGAAAGUCAAUGGAAGAUCAUGCAGAAGAAGAUAGAAGAGCUUUGUCAUGAAGUAAAGCUUCGGAGGAAAUUCAACGUGAAUGAACAUGCUAAGAUAAUUGAUUUUGAUCGUGAGGCGGCCAUUCAAGGUAGACUGGUAGAAUCGUCUCCAAAUUACUCCAAUUCAGAACAGUGUGAAUUUACAGGAAUGAAUCACAGGGAUGGUCUGGGGAAAGGAAAUAAAACAGAGCAGAGCUUACUCAGUAAAGGAAAUCAAAUGUGUAAGGAACAAAAGACAGCAAAAAAAUCAAAAGUAGGGCUUAUGGAUCCAUUGGCCAUAGACAACCAAUUUGCGUGUGAGGUCUGGUCUGACCUGAGGACUUCUGGGAAAGAAAGCAAGAGCUGUUCAGGUGCCCUCAACACGGCACUUGAAGAACUUGCCAAAGUUAGUGAAGAAUUAUGCAGCUUUCAAGAGGAAAUACGAAAGAGGUCUAACCACAGAAGGAUGAAGUCAGAUUCAUUUCUCCAGGAAAUGCCAAAUGUAAUUAAUAUACCUCAUGAAGACCACAUGAUCAACAAUGGCCAGUGCAUUUUUCCAAUCAUUUUAGAAAAACAAAAACAGGAAAACAGAAAAAAUCUGAGCUGUAGCAAUAUGCUUCAGAGCAAUUCUAUGAAAAAAUGUGGAACUGAUACAACUGAUCUGCAAAGUAUUGAAACUCCACCCAUUCCCCCUCCAAGAAGCACAUCUCGAAAUUUUCCCACUUCAUAUUCUGAACACGCCCAUGAAAGUUUGAAGGAAAGUUUAGGCCACCACAGACAGGUGGCCCAAGAAGGUCAAGGUGAAAGGAACUGCAGUCCUCAUUUCCUUCUGAGGCACGAUGAAAUGCCUACACUGUGUCUAAAUGAAGGCAAGACUUUGAAAGAUGGUUCCCUGUUUUCUUCUUUGGCACAAGAAACCAAAACAGAGAACAAGAUUCCAUGUAAUGAGAAUAUUGGACUUAGCAUGUGGCCAUAUGACAUCAGGAUAGGUGCAGAAAGUAGCCCCUCUACAUUGUGGUUUCAGAAAACCUGCUCUACUCCCAGUAAGCCAAAAUAUGAAAAGCUGAUCCCAGCUCAUCCUGCUAAAUCUCAUCUUGAUCUUUCUAUAAACAAUGACUAUAGCAGCUUGGUGACACAGUGCAGCGGCCCGCUUAGCAGUUUCAAUGGUAGCUUUAAAAGGAACACUAGGAAUGAUAAGCUAGCAGCAAAGACUGAUGAAUUUAACAGAGCUGUAUUUAGAACCGAUAGAAAUUGUCAUGCAAUGCGGCAAAAUCAAAGCUACUCAGAAUCAUCUGAUGAUCUUAAGCCCUGUGAUACUAUAGUUACUCGUGUAGGUAACAUGGCAGAAAAUGACAGUGGCUCUGAUAUUCUCAAAACCAGUGCCCACAUGCCUGUAAAUGUGCCUGAUAAUGCCACCAAAAAACCUACAACAGGCCUAGUCAGACAAAUGCAGGGACGCAUAAGUCAUAGCAGUUACCGGAGUAUGCUCCACGAGCAUGAUUGGCGACCGAGUAAUUUGUCUGGUCGACCCAGAUCGGCUGAUCCUAGGUCCAACUAUGGUGUUGUGGAAAAGCUGCUGAAAACCUAUGAGACAUCAGUGGGGUCUGACCUGCAAAAUUCUAAAUGCUUCCAGGAUAAUUGGACCAAGUGUCAUUCUGAUGUCAGUGGUGGGGUCACACCAAGUCAGCAUUUAGAAAUGCUCCAAAUAGAAGAAGAGCUUCAGCAAAAAACAGCUAUGUGUGGGGUACAGCAAGUGAAGCAAGGAGUAGAUUGGAAAAAGAUAACAGAGGAACCCAUGGCAGUGAAAUCCUCACAUGGAAAAGGAUUUUCCCGACCUGCUAGACCAGCAAAUCGCCGUCUCCCGUCCAGAUGGGCAUCAAGAGCUCCAUCGGCACCUGCUGCCUUGCGAAGAACUGCCAAUAGUUAUACCAUUUCUCUGCGAUCCGAAGCAUCAGUGGUCUGAGUCUCUGGCCUGGAUUGCCGGAUUAUAAAGUCCCAAUUCCCAAAUAGAGCAUUCUGAGUGCUUACAGCCAAUCCUGUCCCUUCUGUAUCUUUCAAGAUCACUGGGACAACCAGUUUAAAUCUUAACUUCUCAUCAGUCUUCAGUGUUUUUAAUCUAUGGAAUAAUUAUCUUCCUGUCUUUUGAUUUCUGAGAUCAGUUUUUUAAUGCCAUCCUCAUUAAUUUGCCAAUGUAGUUUAAGUUGAAACAAUGUACUAUAUUGUAUAUUCUGACUUUUCUUGCAAGUGGCAGAAAGCAAGGUUAUGUGCAUGACCAUGUGUUUUUAGGUGCAUGUGUUGAAAUAGUUAAGUAUCCUGGUAUGUAUUUAGAUAAGAAGACUUAUGUGCUAGUGUUGCCUUUGAAAUUAUAACAUGUAUACCUAAUAUUCUUUGCGUUUGUUUAAAAUUUUUGAAAAUAUACAGUACUAUUUAUAUUUUGUAUACCUUUUAGUAGGUAUCCACUUAAGGCAUUUGAGGUACAUAUUAACCACUUCCUUGGCCCCAGCUACAUUGAAAAAUAAGAAUUAUACACAUUAUCUAACAUUGGUAGAUUUCUAUAUGCAACCCAUAGUUUCUUAAUCCAUGCAAGCAUAGACUAAUACCAUUGAGUCUGUGUUUACUCUUUUAAAUAAAUAAAAUUGUCACAGGCUUAACAGAUAAGCCUUCUAAGGCAAACAUAAAAUGUUCACAAAAGCUUUUAUAUACCCUUUGGUAGUGUGUAUGGCUUUCACUGUAGACUUGAUCCUCAGGGUCAGUAUCAUGAAACUACCUUAUAAACAAAAUGACAUAAAAGCUUGUUUUGUCAAAACUUCAGUAACAAACAUUUCUUCAAUGGGAUAUGAAAAGAAAUUCAGUUUUGAUGAAUUCUACUUUUUUGUUAAUGUCGUAGUAAGCUUUUAGCUCAGCUACUAUAUUUGGAGUCAUAGAGGUAAGUCAUUUACUUUUUCAUUUUUCUAAUCUUUUCUCUAAAAUUAGUACAUAAAAGACUAAUUCACUUUUUUUUUAAAAGGAAGAUCAGGAAUGAUAUUUCAUUGAGACCUAAAUUGUAUUUCUUAUAGUGCAUAGCUGUAUUAAAAAAAGCCUUAAACUAAACUCUGGCUUCCAUGAGUAACAUAAAGGACAGAAGGAUGUAUUUUGUACACUAUAAUACAUAAAAUGCAGUGAACACAUAAAAUCCAUAUUGAGAACUGACAGAAAUAUGUUGAGGUACUUGGCAUUCUAUAUUGAAGAUGAUAGAAACAACUGCUCUCCAUUUUCUCUCUAUAAAACCAACUAUGUUAUUAGAUAUUAACUCUAUUUAACUACCGAAAGUUAAAUUCUUAGGACUACCAAAGUUAAGAAAUUCUUAGGACAAAAGCCUUCAGAGACCCUUCCCCUUAUGACUGAUAUAUUCACAGUUUAGAAAAUUCACUUCAUUAUACACCACAACUUCUAGUCAAGUAAAUAAUUUCCAAAUUCCAGACAGCCUUAAAAAUCUCAAGACUGGUAUGGUGAUAGACAGCUUCGUAUUUUCCCAUAAGGAGAGUUUCCAGUUGAGCUGAAUUAAACUUCUAGAAUGUGACGUUGGAGCAGAUGGUAAGAAAGGCUAUAAAUCCACUCUGUUCACUCUUUUUUUCUUUCAGUAAUAUUCUUUUUCAUAGGAAACCUAUAAGAGCAAAGUAACCUGAACACCAAGUGAUGUCACUUAUAUAAUAUUGUUUUCAUUUGAAGGGAGAAAACACUAGGGAGGUGGUAGGUAGCCCGUGACAUAAAGUUGUGGACUGUUAGGAAGAUGCAGCUGUGUAACCCUGGAGAGCCUGCCCAAGAACUGAGCAACGCACCUGUUCCUCUCCCUCGCUGUAUCCCAGGUAGUCUGCUGUGGAUCUGUGCACAAGGUCUUUAAUCUUAAAUAUAAGUCAGAAUGUUAAGGAUCUCUUUCAAAAAAAUUAGAUUCCUGAAACCCCAUAAUUACUAAAGCAGAAUUUCUAGGGGGUGUGGAUUGGGAAUCUGUAGUCUUUAAUAAAACAAACCACACACACAAAAAAAA